AUGGCGCCGGACCCGAAAAAACCAGCCAAAGAAAAACCGCUGACCGCCAUCGUCCUCCUGGAUUCAUUCGAUCAACGAUUCGCACCAAUUCUCGAAAAAUCCUACGAAUGUUUCGGUUUCAUCCCGCUCGCCAAUAUCCCAAUGAUAAAUUACACGAUGAAUUGGCUAUUGAGGACGGAAAUCGAAAGCGUGAUGUUGGUGGCCACGGGAAAAUCGCAAAAAUACGCGAAACUUGUGGAAAAUGAGUGGGGAAGUGCGUUUGAGGAGUUUUCCGUUGUGAUUUGUGAUGGAUCUUCAAGCCUGGGCGAUUGUUUGCGAGAAAUUCACAACCGGGAAUUAAUUACGGAUAAUUUUCUAUUGAUUUCCAAUCCAUCCUCGCUAACCUCUUCAACUUUAUCGCAACAAAUUCGGGAUUUUCGAAAGCGUCGUGUCGAAAAUGCGGACAAUGUUAUGACGUUGAUCUAUGGCGGUUGUGAGAAUCGCGAAAAAUCGGUGAUUGGCGUGAAUUCCGAUGGAAAACUUGUGCUUUAUCCGGCUGCGACGUCGAGCGGUUUGAUCAAGGUGGAUAAGGUGGAUUUCUAUCAGAAUGCGCAGAUUCGAAGGGAUGUUGUGAAUACGGGAAUUGCGUUGUGCUCGAGAUUGAUUGUUACGCAGUUUAAGUGAGGGAUUUUGGGGGGGGAUUGUUCAUGUUAGAAUUUGAAAAAUUAUCAAGCAUUGCUCAUAUUAAAGGCUUUGAGCUGAAAUUUUUGAAAAAAUCCAACAAAUUUGAAUUAGUAUUGCUCAUAUUAAAAAUCUAGAUUCCAGCCAAGCAUUGGUCAUGUUAAAAGCUGAAAGUUAAAGGAAUUUGGGCAUUGCACAUGUUAAUUUUGAAAAAUUACAAAACAUUGCUUAUAUUAAAGGCUCAAAAAAUAAUUUUAAUUUAAAAUGAGAAAAUUUCAGUGAAACACUUGGGAAAAGCCGAAUUUCACUUAAAAUUUUCAGAAUUUAUCAAAAAUCUUUGAAAAAGAGAUCAAAAAAUUCUGAAAAUUGAUUCUUCAUGUUAAAUUUGAAAAAUUAUCAAGCAUUGCUCAUAUUAAAGCUGAAAUUUUGAAAAAAUCCAACAAAUUUGAAGUACUAUUGCUCAUAUAUUUUCUAGAUUCCAGCCAAGCAUUGCUCAUGUUAAAGGCUCAAAGUUCGUCAAUUUUCACUGAAAAUUGGGAAAAUUUUGAUAAAUCUUUGAAAAAAACGAAAAAUUUUGAGAAUUUGUUGCUCAUAUUAACUUUCAAAAAUCUAGAAAGCAUUGCUCAUAUUAAGAGCUCAAAAUUAAGGAAAUUUCAGUGAAAAACUUGGGGAAAUCCAAUUCACAUUGCUCGUAUUAGUUAAAGCCGAGCAUUGCUCAUGUUAACUAAAACCAAGAAUUGCUUGUUUUAGUUGAAAAAAAAAACAUUGCUCAUAUUAAUCAAAAGCCUUUUGACCCAAAAAAUCCAAAUUUUGAUCAGAAAAAUUCAAAAUUCCCCCCAAAAACCCCUGAUUUUCCAGCGACAACUUUGAUUUUUCAACAAUGGAAGAUGUGAUUCGCGAAUUGCUCUCAAAAGAUGAUAUUCUAGGCCUCAACAUCCACGUGGAUGUUUUGCCACAAAAUGAAUCUGCUUAUAUGGCAAAAGACUAUGAUACUUUAUUGCAUUUGAAUACUUUGCUAUUGGAAAGAUGGUUUUAUCCGUUGACACCGGAAAGAGUUGAGGUUUCGAGAUUUAUUUCGGUUUGUCCAAGGAAUAUUUAUUUGGAGGAAGAGGACUUUUUGAAUACCUCGAUGUCUUCGAGAAUUGUGUAGGUUUUUGAAUUUAUUUUUUGAAAAUUUGAUUUUUUUUCCUUGUGAAACAGUGAACAGUAUUUCUAGUCAAAAAUUGAUAUGAAAAUAUUGAAACAGUGAAAUUUUUCAUUUAAUAAAUUUGAAAAUUUGAUUUUUUUUCAUUGUGAAACAGUGAAAAAUUAUAAAUUUCUCACAGAAAUCCUCAAUAAUUAAUACAGGGUGACCCAAAAAAAACGUUACAAGGUUUUUUCGAAAUUAUUACUCGAAAUGUUCUGAAAUUUUGUAUACACGAUUUCGAGCUAACUACUUACCCCAAGAUACACACUGAAAAAAAUUUGUUUCAUUAUACCUUGUGUUUCACGUGAAUUACACGUGAAACAAAACUGUGAAAAAAAGGCCUUGGCGCCGCAACUCGUGAAAAUACAACGUGGUUGAACUUUCACAGCUAACAUUUAUUCAUGAGUCAAUUGGGGUAAGCAUAUCGCUCUCAGGCUUUGUAGAGAAACUCUCUGGGAUCAUUUUGAGUACUUGACUUCCUAUCCAAAAAUGGUUUCAACAUGAAUUAGAACUCAUUUUGUGUAUUGGGUCAAAAUUUUUCACUUUUUCUGAAAAGAGAACUCCGAUGGCUGAAAUAUGGGAUUAUGAUUAUGUUUAUCUUGCUAAAGCAGUGUGACUAGGUUGUAUUGACCCUGUGAAAAUCAGUUUGAGGUUAUAUAACUAAUAUUUCUCAAAUUGAGUUCGAUAAUGUUAAAAAUUGAGAAAAAAAAAAUUUUUUUUCGAAUUUUUUUCAACUUACAUCUUGCACUUCUCUGAGACUAUGAAGUUAUUCCAUAGCUUAUUUGCACUGAAAAUUAUCAAGCUAUAUGGUUUCGCUAAAAUUUAAAAAAAAAUUGAGGUAGUUUGGUUCACUUCCACAGACACUGUAGGGUCCAGAAUCGAAAAAGAGCUGCGGCGCCAAGGCCUUUUUUUCACAGUUUUGUUUCACAUGUAAUUCACGUGAAACACAAGGUAUAAUGAAACAAAUUUUUUUCAGUGUGUAUUUUGGGGUAAUUAGUUAGCUCGAAAUCGUGUAUACAAAAUUUCAGAACAUUUCGAGUAAUAAUUUCGAAAAAACUUUGUAACGUUUUUUUUGGGUCACCCUGUAUUAAAACAAUGAAACAGUGAAAAUUUUCUUUUAAAUAAUUUGAAAAUUUUAUUUUUUUUCCUUGUGAAACAGUGGAAAAUUUUGAAUUUCUCACAAAAUUAUCGUCAAAAAUUAAUAGGAAAAUAUUGAAACAGUGAAAUUUUUCAUUAAAAACCUUUUUUUCCCAGUGAAACAGUGAAAAAUUUUGAAUUUUGAAUUUUUCACAAAAUUAUCAUCAAAAAUUGUAUGAAAAUAUUGAAACAGUGAAAUUUUUCAUUAAAAAAAUAAAAAAUUUGAUUUUUUUCAUUGUGAAACAGUGAAAAAUUCUAAAUUUCUCACAAAAAUCCUUUAAAAAUCUGCUUAAAACAGAAACUCAUCAAAAAUUGUAUGAAAAUAUUGAAACAGUGAAAAUGUUUCAUUGUAUUGUUUUUCGAAAUUAGGCAAAAAUUAUAUAAAAUGUUUGAAACAGUGAAAAAAUGUUCUCACAAAAAAAUAGUUUUUUUCAUAAUUUUUUUUUCAAAAAAAUAAUAGAAACUGUAUUUUUUCUGAAUCAAAAAUUAAAAAUUUUUUUUUUUGGAGUUUUUAUGUUUUUAAUGUUCAUUAUUUUAUCUUCCCAAGCUAGAAAAAUAUGUGGAAUUUUUCAAACAGUGAAAAAUUUUUCAAAAAAAAUGUUUUUUUUCAGAAUUUUUUUUUCAAAAAAAAAAAAUAAUAGAAACUGUAUUUUUCACAUUAAAUCUUUAAAAAAAAUUUCUUGGAAAUUUGCCAAUAGCCUUCAUCAUUAUUUUAUCUUCCUGAUCUAGAAAAAUAUGUGGAAUUUUUGAAACAGUGAAAAAUUUCACCACAAUUUUUCAAAACCAAAAAUUCUUUUUUUUUUCAGGCUUUCCGAUGCCUCAGUCAAUGUGUCCCUUGGAAUCCAUACAAAAAUCUCCAAAACCGCCAGAAUCUACAAUUCAAGUAUUGGAAGCAAUUCUGAAAUUGCUGAAAACACCACAAUUUCCAAUUGUAUCAUUGGAAAAAAUGUGAAAAUUGGGAAAAAUGUCGAAAUUUUUGGGGGAUUUAUUGGAGACAAUUCGGUGAUUUUGGAUAACUCGAAAUUCCCCGAAAUUAUCAUUGGAAAUGGUGUGAAAAUGGCGGAAAUCGGGGAGAAUUUGGAGAAUUCGGCGAUUUGUAGUUGGCAGGUGGAUGAAGAUGAGUUUGAGAAAAUUGUCGCGCAAAAAAUUGGAGAGGAAUUGUAUUUGUGGCAAUUGAGAAAUGGUGGAGGAUUCUGGAAGAUUUCGCAGGGAAAAAUUGGGAUUAAUAUGAGCAAUGUCGAGGAAAAUGAGGAAGAAGAUGAGGUGGGAGAUUUUUGGGGAAAAAUUGGGCAAAAAUUCGAAUUUUCUAGACAAAAUUUACACAUUUUGAAGCCAAAAAUCGAGAUCUGUGGCCUAGAAAACCAAAAAUUAGGCCACCAAUUGUCUGAGAGAAGUACACAGCAUUUUCCCCCAAUGAAAAUCCUGAUUUUUGUGGCCUAGAAAAUCACAAUUAGGUUUUCCAGGCCACGAAUUGUCCGAGAGAAAUACACAACCUUUCAAUUUGAUGGAAAUCCACGGCGAUCAUCUCGUAAAAUUUGGCCGAACGGCUUUUUUUGUAAACAAAGUUCGGCCACGUGUGCGCUAGAGCGCACAUUUUGUAUUGAGAGAUUUUUUUCACAAAAUUUUGCAAAACAGCCUUGUGUUGUUGUGUGAGUGAAAAACGUGCAAUCCUCGUUAUUGAAAAAGUCAGGAUUAUAGAUUUAGCCAUUAUUAUAUAUAAAGUAUAGAUUAAAAUCGGAAAUCUGCAGCUGAAUACUCGAAAAAGGCCAAAAACUGUAAAUUGAGUAAUGCCCAAUUUUUGGCAAUAGGGUACAUGGUUUUUGAGUUUUGAGAGUCGAUCUAUAUCAAAUAAGAACCGUGAGAUGAUUGUCUACAAAAUGGUCGUUUCCUUUCUGUGCGAAAUUUUGUCUAACAAGAGAAAAACAGUAAUUUCCAAAAAAGUCUGAACAAAAAAAAUUUUCGACGAAAAAAACAAAAAAGGGGCGGAGUCUGCCGUUCAUGGCCGCGUGGCCGAGUUUUUUCCCCUCCGUUUUUGCAAAUUUUUUCCUCGGCCAAAUUUUACGAGAUGAGCGCCGUGAAUCGUGAUUUUUGUUAUUCGUGGCCUAGAAAACCAAAUUCCCUAGUAGCUUUUGGUUUUCUAGGCCACCAAGAAUUUUUUUGGCCAAAAUUCACGUGGAAAUUUGAAAAUCCUGAUUUUUUGAAGCAAAAAAUCCACGUGGAACGCAAAUUUGAAAAUCUUAAACAAUUCAGGGGGACUUGGGCUAACUCAAAAAUUUUGAAUUUUCAAAUUUCCACGUGGAAUUUUUUUUUCUGGAAAAUCGGAUUUUUCUGUGACACAAAAAUAUUCGAAAAAAAUCAGAUUUUUUAAAAUCAUAGUAUGACAAAAAUCUGAUUUUCUGAAUGAAAAAUCGAGAAAAAAAAUAAUUAAAAAAAACACUUUUUGACAUUUUUUUCCACACAAAAAUGAAAAAAAAAUGAAGAAAAAUAGACAAAAAAUAUAGUUUUUUGACAUUUUCUGAAUCGAAAUUGAAAAAAAAUAUAUUUUUUCAUUAUUUUUUUGACGUGACCUAGUUUUCUCCCCACGUGUUUUUCUUUAAUUUCUUAAUUUUUCCCCCAUUUCUCAGGAUUUCGAAGAGGGAAGUGACGAAGAUUUCGACGUCGACUUCGACGAUGGUUUCGAUGAUUCAACUCGUCAAUUCUACGACGAAGUAUUCGAAAGUAUGAAAGGAAUGCAAUCGAUGGCAAAUCAACAAAUGAAUAAUUUGAUAUUGGAGAUCAAUUCGUCGAAAUUGGCGUGUAAUGUUAGUGUGGAUGAUGUGGCGAAAAAUGUGUUUGCCGCGUUUUUGGCGUUGCCUGGAAUGGAGGAUUUGAAGGAGUUGUUGGUGGUAAGCCUUACACUUGGGCUAAAGAGGGUUUUGGGGGCUUUAGGGCUCGUUAAGGGCUUUAGGGAGAUUUUACGGGCUUUCAAAAGGCUCUAGGAUCCUUUUUAGAGGCUUGGUAAGGUUUAGGGGGCUUCUAAAAGUUUUAGGAAGCUUUAGGAAUCUUAGGAGCAUUUUUAAGGCCUUAGGAAGAUUUUACAGGCUUUGAAGAUUUUUAAGGGCCUUAAGAAGGUCUAAAGGAAGCUUUUACGGGCUUUUUAGGGCCUUAUAAAGAUUCUAGGACUUUUCAGGCACUCAGAAAUGCUUUGGGGGUUUCUUAAGGGCUUCAGGAAGAAUUUACAGGCUUUUGGAGCUUAUUAAGGACUUUAGUUAGCUUUCAGGGACUUUUAAAGGUUAUUAAGGGCUUAAGUUAGCUUUUAGGCGAUUUUAGGGCUUCCUAAAGCCGUUAGCAAGCUCUUACCACAUUUUUGGGCUUCCUAAAGGCUUUAUGAGGAUUUUACGGGCUUCGAGGGUAUUUUCAAGGCUCUAGGGACUUUCAGGGCUUCUCAUAAAGCUGAAAAUUCACAAGGUCACAAAUUUUUAAUUUAGCAGAAGUUUUCAUACUAAAAAAUCUUCUGAAAAUCCCUAAUUUCCCAUUUUUCCAGCUAAUCAAAAAAUGGCGUCCACUCUUCAUAAAUUAUUACAAAUCAUCCGAUUCAAAUGCAACAGCUCGAAAAUUGGAAAUGGAAAGAAAAUGUCAAAUUCAAAUGCUAAUGGCAAUCGAAGAGAAAUUCGACAAAGAAUCGGCGAAUUUCGGGCCGAAAUGCGCGAAAAUUGUGCAUUUUUUGUAUAAUGAUGCGGAUGUUUUGGAUGAGGAAGCGAUUUUGGAAUGGGCUGGAAGUAUUGAUUCCGGAUCCAAGUUGAGGGAAUUGAUGGAACCGAUUGUUAAAUGGUUGCAAGAGGAUGAUGAAGAUGAAGAGGAGGAGGAGGAUUAG
Messenger RNA from Caenorhabditis angaria, 6836 nucleotides. Lineage: Eukaryota; Metazoa; Nematoda; Chromadorea; Rhabditida; Rhabditidae. The record is from the annotation of a GenBank genome assembly.